Molecule: messenger RNA, 646 nt
Organism: Rhododendron vialii
Lineage: Eukaryota; Viridiplantae; Streptophyta; Magnoliopsida; Ericales; Ericaceae
Product: F-box/kelch-repeat protein At3g23880-like
Exons: 2
Coding region: 321-581 (86 amino acids)
Source: RefSeq, a predicted model, not a curated record
GGUUGCCGGGAUGGAUUAGUGUGCAUAGCAAUCGAGAGGGAAGCAUACAUAUGGAACCCGUCUACUAGGAAAUCCAAGAGCUUGCCGAGUGCUCGUGCCAUUACUUGGCGAGGUAUGGGUUUGGGUAUGAUGACACUAUUGAUGAUUACAAGGUGGUUGGGUUCUUUAGAGAUGUUAGUAAAGGUCGUUAUGAGGUUGAUGUGAAGGUGUAUACAUUGAGGUCGGAUUCGUGGAAGAGGAUUGGAGGCUUUCUUCAUCAUCUUUCUACUUUGGAUGGUUUAGGGACAUUUGUGAACGGGGCCCUCCAUUGGAUUGUGAGGAUGAAGUCCAACGUGAUUAUUGUUUCUCUUGAUUUUGCGAAGGAGACGUUUGCAGAGGUUUUGCAACCUAAUUAUCUAGAUGGUCGUUGGUAUGAAACAUUGUUUGUUUUAAAUGGAUGCUUGUGUAUACUCUGUGGCUACAAUGUGUGUGCUGAUAUAUGGGUGAUGAAACAAUUUGGUAUUAUAGAGUCUUGGACCAACUUGGUUAUGAUACCUAGGGUGGCACAUCAAUCUGUGCGAAUUCCUACGUUGAGAACCUAGUUUUGCCUUGCAUGGACGCUGACAGUGGGGUUCAGUUGCAACACCGAUACCGAAGGGAUUAAAAG